AUGUCUAAAACCGCUGUCGAUAUGUAUUGCUAUGCUUAUGUUGUUGCUAAGUGUUACUGUCGCCGUUAGCAACAGUUAGCAUCCUGGUAGUCCAGGUAACCAGAUGUUUUGGCUGAUAAUCCUCUGAGUUUGUGUGUUAGCAUUUAGUUGCAGCUCCAUCAUGUCUAAUCAACUGACUGCAGAACAGCAGCGACAGAUUGAGGAGAAUAGACGGAGGGCUUUGGAGAGAAGAGCCCAAAGACUUGGACAGACAAUCAGCAGCAACACCUCAGCAGGCUUCAGCAGUACUUCUUCAGUGCAGCAGGUACAGCCCUCUAAACGCACUGCUGCCUCGGAUCCUGCUACCCUGGCUCACCACAGCUCAGCUCCUGCACCAAAACGUUUUGUUCCUCCCUUCAAAAAGGACUUCAAUGACUAUAAUCAAGGCCCAAAGCAUCAGCAGUCACCUAGCACUGGCAACCAGAGUACUCUGUAUAACUCUUCUUCUACAAGACAGAUACAAGUUAUUGACCCACUUCCUCAGCCAAGAAGUCAACAUGUGAGCAGCCCUGUCAUGUCAAGCGGAGGAAGCUUUGGUGUGAAGCCAGCUCAUCCCAAACCUAACUUCACCUCGAAUAGCUCUGGUGGUGCAGUCGGCACAUUCUACAAGCAAACUAGUAAACCUGCCCAAAGUCCUGCGGCACAGCUUCCCUCCAGUUCAUCAACUUUGAAUGCUGUACCUGCAAAAAAGCCUGCCAUCUCCGUAAGAGGAAGAUGUGUAGCUCACACAGAGGGCCGCUUCAGAGUAGAAGUGGGCUACCACGCAGAGCUCAUUGCUGUUUUCAAAUCCAUCCCCUCAAAGAACUAUGACCCUGCCACAAAGAUGUGGAACUUCAGUCUGGAGGACUAUCGACAGCUAACGGAGGAAGCAGCUGCUAUUGCUUCUGUGUCUUUGAGGCCUCUGGAGGGAAUGGAGGCAUUGGACGUUGCAGAAGCCCCCAGCCGAGCUCGUGACGGUGUGGCACUGGGGGCGCUGCUGAAGUUGUGCAACGGCUGGCAGAAACCUGGAGCCAGUCUGCAGGGCCACUGCGUCCUGGUGUCUCCGACUAAGUUUGAGGUCGACGUCGGUUACAAUGUCGAUGUCAUUGCAGCAUUCAAGCAGAUGCCAACCAAGAACUAUGACACGAAAACGAGAAAGUGGAGCUUUUCACUUCAGGAUUACAAGAGACUCUUGGAUCUCCUCAGUGGGAUAGCAGCAGUGGAGGUGGAGCCUCUGCCCAGGGCGGUAGUCCAGGCUUUCUCUGCCAGGUUUGACGGGACCGAAGCCAGGUCUUUAGACGUCCCUGAGGCAGACCUCUCCAGCAUCGACUCCUCGCUCACCUGCAGCCUCAUGCCCUUCCAGAGGGAGGGAGUCAAUUUUGCAGUGUCUAAACAAGGCCGCCUCCUCCUGGCUGAUGACAUGGGCCUGGGAAAGACGGUGCAGGCCAUCUGUAUAGCAGCCUAUUACAGGAAAGAGUGGCCCGUGCUGGUGGUGGCUCCCUCCUCUGUGCGAUUCACCUGGGCCGAGGCCUUCAGACGCUGGCUCCCCUCCCUGAGUCCUGACAGCAUCAACGUGGCAGUGAAGGCCAAAGACAAUCUUCGGUCCGGUUUGAUCAAUAUCGUCAGCUACGACCUGUUGAACAGGAUGGACAAGCAGCUGCCAGGAAACCCCUUCAAUGUUCUCAUCAUGGAUGAAUCCCACUUUCUGAAGAACAUGAAGACCGCCCGUUGUAAAGCAGCCUUACCUCUGCUGAAGGCAGCAAAGAGAGUGAUUCUUCUGUCUGGGACCCCUGCCAUGUCCAGACCCUCUGAGCUCUACACCCAGAUCCUGGCUGUCAGACCUACGCUCUUCCCUCGCUUCCAUGAGUUCGGGAUGCGCUACUGCGGUGCCACACAGUCGACUUGGGGGUGGGACUACUCGGGCUCAUCCAACCUCGGGGAGUUGAAGCUGUUGCUGGAGGAGAGUCUGAUGUUGCGCCGCCUCAAGUGUGACGUCCUCUCCCAGCUUCCUUCUAAACAACGCAAGGUUGUCACAGUGACUAUAGAUGGUAUCAGCACACGCGUAAAAGCUGCUCUGUCAGCUGCUGCCAAGCAGUUGGCCAACGGAAACCGCAAUAAAGUGGAAGAGAAGGAAGCCCUCCUCGUCUUUUAUAACCACACAGCUGAAGCCAAGCUGCAAGCCAUUAUGGAGUACAUCACAGACAUGCUGGAGUGUGGGAGGGAGAAGUUUCUAGUGUUCGCCCAUCAUAGGCUAGUCCUUGAUCAUAUCUCCACCGAACUGGGAAAAAAGAAUGUCAGUUUCAUCCGUAUUGACGGGUCCACUCCUUCAGCUGAACGACAGCAGCUGUGUGACACGUUCCAGUACUCAACCAACACCUGCGUGGCUAUACUGUCCAUCACUGCAGCUAACAUGGGCAUCACCCUGCACGCUGCCGACCUGGUGAUCUUCGCUGAGCUUUUCUGGAACCCCGGGAUUCUCGUUCAGGCAGAGGAUAGGGUGCACCGCAUUGGACAAACCAGCAAUGUGAACAUUCACUACCUGGUUGCCAAGGGAACUUCUGAUGAUCACCUGUGGCCAAUGAUCCAGGAAAAAAUGAAUGUCUUGGAGCAAGUGGGUCUGUCGGAGUCAAACCUCUCAGACAAAGCAGUGAACGCCAGCUUCCACUCUAAGGACCCUAACCAGAAGAGCAUCAUGGAGAUGUUCCAGAGGUCUUUCACUGCGGAUGACGACAUAGACGAAGCCAUCUUACUGGAGGCUGCAAACGACUGGGAGGACACCCCGCCUGAAAACACUUCUGGUCAACACCACGGCGUGGUCGAACAAAGCUCCGGCAAACGGAGCAUCAAAGACUUUUUCAGCAGAUGAGAUGACUCUAAACCUUUCUGUGUUGACAAAUUAUAUUAACAUCACUAUGUUUUGCUAAGUCGCCGUUUCUAGCUUAUCAUCAUGACUGAUGUGAACUUUUGUUUUGUAAAACUUAACAAAUGCUUCAGUGAUCUUUAAUAGAUGUAAAAUAAUCAAAAUUAACCUUUAUAUUUUUUGCUAAUAAGAGAAAAUAAAUAAAUAAAUGUCUGACUCAA
Molecule: messenger RNA, 3099 nt
Organism: Sebastes umbrosus (honeycomb rockfish)
Lineage: Eukaryota; Metazoa; Chordata; Actinopteri; Perciformes; Sebastidae
Gene: smarcal1
Product: SWI/SNF related, matrix associated, actin dependent regulator of chromatin, subfamily a-like 1
Exons: 17
Coding region: 161-2884 (907 amino acids)
Biological process (GO): DNA repair; replication fork processing
Cellular component (GO): nuclear replication fork
Molecular function (GO): ATP-dependent chromatin remodeler activity; ATP binding
Source: RefSeq, a predicted model, not a curated record